Molecule: messenger RNA, 1047 nt
Organism: Scatophagus argus
Lineage: Eukaryota; Metazoa; Chordata; Actinopteri; Scatophagidae
Product: protein CutA homolog
Exons: 7
Coding region: 145-612 (155 amino acids)
Biological process (GO): response to metal ion
Molecular function (GO): copper ion binding
Source: RefSeq, a predicted model, not a curated record
UUUACUGAAAACAAACGUUAGCAACAUUCGCCUGAUCCCCACGCUGAUUUACGACAGUUUCACGAGCAUACAGCCGUUACGCUUUACGGCAGGGUUUGUCGCCCGCUAGCCAGACCCAAGCAGCUGCUAGAAGCCGCUCGGGCAAUGCGCAUUGGACUGCCCGGCGCAGAGACGCUGCAAGGUGGAUCCUUAAAAGCUUUGGUUGUGACGGUGGUCCUGAGUGCGUUUAUGUUCCAGCUGCUGAGGACUGUUGGACUGAGGGCCUUUUCCAUGGCAUCCGAGACGUACACGUCGGGCACACACUCUGCCGCCUUCGUCACUUGUCCUAACGACACAGUGGCUAAAGACUUGGCCAGGGGUAUUGUGGAAAGGAAGCUAGCGGCGUGUGUAAACAUCAUCCCAGCAAUCAAAUCUGUAUAUGAAUGGCAGGGUAAGAUUGAAGAGGACGAUGAAGUGCUGCUGAUGAUUAAAACCAGAAGUUCCAGGGUUCCUGCUCUUGCUGAAUAUGUCCGCUCUAACCAUCCUUAUGAGGUGGCCGAGGUCAUCAGCCUGCCUAUUGACCAGGGCAACCCGCCCUACCUCAAGUGGAUAGGAGACAUUGUCCCUGAGUAAUGAUGGACUAAUGGUGGGUCGACUGACUAAUGGCUGGAAGUAAAAAAAAAAAUCAUUUGAAAACGUGAAAUUGCACUUACGAUUUCCCUCAGAGACAUGUCCAAUGCUUAAAAAGACACUAUUCAAAUCUGCAGAAGACUUAACAAGACAAAGUGGCCGCCAAGGAACAAGUUGUCAUUAAACAAUGAUUGAUUUUACAUUGACAAUAAACAACAUGAAAUAUGGAUUUCUUCCUGUGUUCCAAACACCAUUUGAGACUUUGAAGUGCUUAAUGUUUCCCCUUCUGCUGUGUUCACCACUAGAGGGCACCCUUGUUCCUUUAUUUUUCAAGUUAUUGUUUAAAGCGCCCAUUUAAAAUGUUUCAGUUGAACACACAUCUGUUUUUUUUUUCUGUUAAAGGAGAAUUUUGCAAUAAAGUGGAGCAUUAUUUUUUUA